AAUCAUCUUGUGUUCACAGAAACUGAUACAGAUGUUCCACGAGUAUGAUCUGAACAAAAACUCCACCUUGGACGAGACAGAAACAGCAGCCCUGAACGCCAGCCUGUUCUGGAAGGUUCCGCGAGUUGGUUCCAACUGCAUCACGGACACGGAGUACGGAGGUAUCCCACCGGUCAUCUUCCUGCUGACCAGUCUGGAGACCUUACACCUGGACUUCCAGGCCAUCACGGCGGUGCCCGUCCACAUGUGCCGUCUGCAGAACCUGAAACUGUUGAGUGUCUGCAACAACCCCCUGCUGGAGAGUCUGCCCGGCUCUCUGGGCCAUCUGCCCAGUCUCAAAACUCUGAAGCUGGUCAGCAACCCGUCCCUCCGCACCCCGCCCCAUGAGGUGGUCAGUCGUGGCUUCAUGUCCAUCAAGGCCUACCUCAAACGUCUGGCGGGCGGGUUCACAGAGUGCAGGCGAACCAAGCUCAUGUUUGUCGGUCUGGGAGGUGCAGGAAAGACCAGCCUGCUGCGUGCAUUGAUGAGUGGCAAGAAGAAGACGGCUGGCACCAGCGCGGAGGACAUCACUGACGGCAUUCAGAUCCAGCCAUGGACCGUGCGGACCAGCGACGACAUAGAGGUCACCUACAGCACCUGGGACUUCGCUGGACAAACGCUUUACUACAACACUCACCAGUUUUUCCUGUCCAAGAGAGCUGUUUAUCUCCUGCUGUGGUCUACAAGGCAAGGGUUCGAACACGCUGGUUUAGAGUUUUGGCUGAGUUCUGUGGCCAGCCACGCCCCCAAAACUCCCAUCUUUGUGGUGGGCACACAUUGUGACCAGUAUUGA
Messenger RNA from Aplysia californica (California sea hare), 832 nucleotides. Its product is annotated as probable serine/threonine-protein kinase pats1. The record is from RefSeq and is a predicted model, not a curated record. The coding region runs from base 32 to 832 and encodes 266 amino acids. The transcript has 6 exons. Lineage: Eukaryota; Metazoa; Mollusca; Gastropoda; Aplysiida; Aplysiidae. Gene Ontology annotation, molecular function: protein binding.